AUGAGUUGCCAAUUUGGUCAAAGCAAUCGUCCUUUGAGUACGGAAGAAGUACAAAGAAGAAUCAAUAGUUCGAAAAUAUGUGAAAAACUUCUGAAAAUCUUAUCUGAAGAUCAAGGAUAUCAAUUUGUAUCUUUUUCUUCGAAAAAUCACAAAGAAUUAAUGGAAAAAAUCAUUAAAGAAUCAAACGAACAAGAAAAUCAACAAUAUGAACAAAUAAAUUCCAUUGAAAAAGAAUUUACAAAAACUAUUUUAAGAACAUUUGAAGAACAAAUGAUAAAAUAUGAAAUAUUUUCUAUUCAUUCAUUUAAUCAAAGUAAAACAAUUUAUUUACCAAUAACAAUGAAAGUUUGUGAUGCACAUCGAAUAUUUUCAACAUUAUUAUAUAGUGUUGAUAAAACAAAAAUUCCUGUUGAUCUUGCUGAUUAUGUUUUAAUUUAUGAAAAUAUUCUUAUUUCAUAUGAAGUUCAACAUAAAGAAUUAUUUGAAGAACUUUUAAAAAUUUCAUUUCGAUUAAAUCGAAUUGGUUUAUCACCAUUUCGUAUUUUAGUUAUUCAUAAAUCUCAAUUAAUUAUUCUCGAACGAAAAGAAACGAAAAUAUUCUCAAAUGAACCAAUUUCAAUUUUAAAAUUAAUUCUUUUUCAUUUAUUUCCAAUGAAUCUUAUUGAAUUAUCUUCAAAUGAAAACGAUUUCCGAAAGACAUUUUCAAAUAAUAAAGAUUAUUAUUGGCCAUUUAUGGAAAUUAAAAUGGGAAUUAUCCCAUCAGCUAAAUUAAUUCAUCCAUUUAAAUAUGAGAAAUUACGAGAAUUUAUCGCUGAAACUCUUCUAGUUGAUAAUUCAUUAAAUAAUACACAAAUAACUUUUGAGAAUUGUAUGAAAAUAUUAGAGAAGAUUUUUGAAACAUUUCAUACGAAUUCAAUUUGUUUAAAAUCAAUGAAAUCAUCUCUGGAAAAACUUGUUGAUGUUUAUGAUUAUCCAUUAUUAAUCGCAUUGCCUUAUGAUCGGUUAUUCUUAUCACAAUUUUCCAAAAUUCAAUCAUCCGAUCAUCGAUUAGCUCAAGGGAUAAUGACUAAUGGAAAAUAUUAUUCAAUUCAAAAUAAUCCAUUUACUUCAAUGGAAUCUUUGAAAAUCAAUCGUGGUUCAUUUAUUCAUCUUCGAUUUAAUAAUCAACUUGAUACAAUUCUUAACAGAAAUCAUUCAAAUGAAACAAUCAAAUUUAAUGAAUCAUAUGAAUAUAAAAUCGGUUCUUAUUGUUCAAUUGAAAUUGAUGGAAAUUCUGUUCAAUUACAAUUCUCAUCUGAUAUUAUGAAUUUCUUACUUUCAAAUGAAACAACACCUUUUAAUGGUACAAAUAUCAAUUAUUUACGAUCACAUAUCAAAGUAUCUCAUAAUUGGAUAAAUAAUUCAACGAAUAUUAAUCAAUCAAUUGUUGUUCCAACUGAUGAAACAGAAGAUUCGCUAAGAGAUCAUUUUCGAUUCCUUACAUUAACAAAUAGUCCAUCAUUAUGUUCAUUAUCAAUCUGUGAAAAACCUGAAUGUUUUAAUUGUUUAACACCAUUGUCUGAUGAGGAUUUUCAAUGUCCAAAAUGUACACAAGUAUUUUGUCGUCAAUGUAUCGAAUCGAAUCCAAGUGAAAAUCCUCAAAGUUAUUUUUGUCCAAAAUGUUAUUCUUUGAAUAAAUUAUUUGAUUAUCAAAUGUCAAAUACAAUCGGUAAAUUCGUAAAGAUUGGAAUAAGUGCUUUUCAAUGUGUUAAAUGUGGUUCAAUACCUGAACAACAUCGAAUAUGUCGUGAUCCGAAAUGUGCAACUUUAAUUUGUUAUCCAUGUUGUUCAAAUGAAACAACAAAUGAAAUAGAUAAAUGUCCCAAAUGUCGAAUCAAUGACAUUUAUCACAAUACUACUGUGUCAUAUUUUAUUCAAAAGAUUCUUCUUUACGAUAGAAUUAAGAAUCGAGAUAUCGAUGAUCAUAGUGUGAUAGUUGAUGAUUCCAUUCCGAGAACAAUGUGGACGGAAGAAGAUUGGAGACCAAGAUUUGGAAAUUUCAAAGAAAAUUUCGAUCGAAUAAUAUCAGUUAUUGAAUUCGAUGGUAAUCAUAUUGAAUUUCCUGGUGAAAUUCAAUCUCGUCCAAAACUUAUUAUCAAUGAACCAUAUGAAUAUUCUUGUCCUGAAAGUCUUCAAGUUAGUUAUUGGUAUGAUCAUCCAGAUAAAAAUUGUUGGGAAAACGAUAAAACGACUCAAUUCUAUACAAAAGAUCAAUCGACAAUUUUCACAUACAUAUCGCAUUUUUCCAAAUUUACUAUACGCAAUACACGAUUAGUAGAUUUUAUUAUGUUGGACAAAGCAUUGCUUAAUAUCGUAUAUGAUUAUGAUUUUACAUUGGAAAAUGGAGUAAACAGAAUUGAAUAUCGUGGUCCAGAACGUUACUUUCGACCACGUGGAUGGUAUCGAAUUGCCAUUGAUGUUCUUCGAAAAUACAAAGAUACUGCCUGGUUGGGUACUAAUAAAAAUGCUUGGCCAGUUGCUUAUCAUGGUACAGCAAGUGACAAUGCUCGAAAGAUUUUAUGUAAUGGAUUAUUAGCUGGUGGAAGUCAAGGUAUUCAACAAUCGAAUGGUGAAGUUCAUGGAAAAGGAAUCUAUUUAUCACCUUAUUCAACAUAUUCGGGAAGUGAAAGUUAUGCUAAACCAUUAACAAUGGAUGGAAAACGAUAUCAAGUGAUAUUUCAAGUCAGAGUUGAAUCUAGUCAAAUUAUCAAAACAGAAGAUAGAUUCGUUUGGGUUUGUCGUAAUCCAAGUGCAAUACGACCUUAUGGAAUUCUCUACAGAGAAAUCAACGAACAACACAAUACUCAUGUUUAG
Messenger RNA from Adineta ricciae, 2853 nucleotides. The record is from the annotation of a GenBank genome assembly. Lineage: Eukaryota; Metazoa; Rotifera; Eurotatoria; Adinetida; Adinetidae.